GAUGUCGCUGACGGUCUGUCCCUUGUCAAGCUGAAGAUGUGCACAAAAGAUUACGACGUCAUCCAUCGCUUGGCAGAUCUCCGGGAUACCCAGGGCCAGAAGACAGCUAUCUCCAAGCUGAAACAUGUGAACGACACCAUCCGCUUCUGGGGAGAGCCAUUGCGUCCCCUCAUCCAG
This is a messenger RNA of Symbiodinium sp. CCMP2592, 177 nucleotides long. Lineage: Eukaryota; Dinophyceae; Suessiales; Symbiodiniaceae. The record is from the annotation of a GenBank genome assembly.